GAGGCGGUGCUUCCCCUUCUCCCCGGCGGUUAGUGCUGAGAGUGCGGAGUGUGUGCUCCGGGCUCGGAACACACAUUUAUUAUUAAAAAAACCCAAAAAAAUCUAAAAAACCUUUAAAAAACCCAAAAAAAAGAAAUUUUACAGAAAAGUCCGCGUCUCCCUCCCCCCGCCGGAGACUUUUAUUUUUUUUCUUCAUUUUUUUUAUAAAAAUAACCCGGUGAAGCAGCCGAGACCGACCCGCCCGCGGCCCCGCAAGCAGCAGCAGCAGCAGCAGCAGCAGCUCCAAGAAGGAACCCAGAGACCGAGGCCUUCUUCGCUGCCCCGGACCCGACACCGCACCUUCGCUCCCAGCCGGCAGCCAGCAGCCAGCGGCCAGCGGACCGACCCCGUCCGGCGGCUGUUGAGUAGUUUUCUCGAUUCCGCUUGAUUUUUGUCCCUCCGCGCUCGCCCCCGCUCCCCCUCCCCCGGCUCCGCACUCGCUCCCCUUCUUCCUCUCGACUGGAAAAAGGUCGCGGCCUGUGGCCCCGCGGGCAGCCGUGCCGAGAUGAACCCCAGCGCCCCCAGCUACCCGAUGGCCUCGCUCUACGUCGGGGACCUGCACCCCGACGUGACCGAGGCGAUGCUCUACGAGAAGUUCAGCCCGGCCGGGCCCAUCCUCUCCAUCCGGGUCUGCAGGGACAUGAUCACCCGCCGCUCCCUGGGCUACGCGUAUGUGAACUUCCAGCAGCCGGCGGACGCGGAGCGUGCUUUGGACACCAUGAAUUUUGAUGUUAUAAAGGGCAAGCCAGUUCGCAUCAUGUGGUCUCAGCGUGAUCCAUCACUUCGCAAAAGUGGAGUGGGCAACAUAUUCAUUAAAAAUUUGGACAAAUCCAUUGAUAAUAAAGCACUGUAUGAUACAUUUUCUGCUUUUGGUAACAUCCUUUCAUGUAAGGUGGUUUGUGAUGAAAAUGGUUCCAAGGGUUAUGGGUUUGUACAUUUUGAGACACAGGAAGCCGCUGAAAGAGCUAUUGAAAAAAUGAACGGGAUGCUUCUAAACGAUCGUAAAGUAUUUGUUGGACGAUUUAAGUCUCGCAAAGAACGAGAAGCAGAACUUGGAGCUAGGGCAAAAGAGUUCACCAAUGUUUACAUCAAGAAUUUUGGAGAAGACAUGGAUGAUGAGCGCCUUAAGGAUCUCUUUGGCAAGUUUGGACCUGCCUUAAGUGUGAAAGUAAUGACAGAUGAGAGUGGAAAAUCCAAAGGUUUUGGAUUUGUAAGCUUUGAGAGGCAUGAAGAUGCACAGAAAGCUGUGGAUGAGAUGAAUGGAAAGGAGCUCAAUGGAAAACAAAUUUACGUUGGCCGAGCUCAGAAAAAAGUGGAACGGCAGACGGAACUUAAGCGCAAAUUUGAACAGAUGAAGCAAGAUAGGAUCACCAGAUACCAGGGUGUUAACCUUUAUGUGAAGAACCUUGAUGAUGGUAUUGAUGAUGAACGUCUCCGGAAAGAGUUCUCUCCAUUUGGUACAAUCACUAGCGCAAAGGUUAUGAUGGAGGGUGGUCGCAGCAAAGGGUUUGGUUUUGUAUGCUUCUCCUCCCCAGAAGAAGCCACUAAAGCAGUUACAGAGAUGAAUGGUAGAAUUGUGGCUACCAAACCACUGUACGUGGCAUUAGCUCAGCGCAAAGAGGAGCGCCAGGCUCACCUCACGAACCAGUACAUGCAGAGAAUGGCAAGUGUGAGAGCUGUGCCCAACCCCGUAAUCAACCCCUACCAGCCAGCACCUCCUUCAGGUUACUUCAUGGCAGCUAUCCCGCAGACUCAAAACCGUGCUGCAUACUAUCCUCCUAGCCAAAUUGCUCAACUAAGACCAAGUCCUCGCUGGACUGCUCAGGGUGCCAGACCUCAUCCAUUCCAAAAUAUGCCCGGUGCUAUCCGCCCAGCUGCUCCCAGACCACCAUUUAGUACUAUGAGACCAGCUUCUUCACAGGUUCCACGAGUCAUGUCCACACAGCGUGUUGCUAACACGUCAACACAGACAAUGGGUCCUCGUCCCGCAGCGGCUGCUGCUGCAGCUACUCCUGCUGUCCGCACCGUUCCACAGUACAAGUACGCUGCAGGAGUUCGCAAUCCUCAACAACAUCUUAAUGCACAGCCACAAGUCACCAUGCAGCAGCCUGCUGUUCAUGUACAAGGUCAGGAGCCUUUGACUGCUUCCAUGUUGGCAUCUGCCCCUCCUCAAGAGCAAAAGCAAAUGUUGGGUGAACGGCUGUUUCCUCUCAUUCAAGCCAUGCACCCUACUCUUGCUGGUAAAAUCACUGGCAUGCUGCUGGAGAUCGAUAAUUCAGAACUUCUUCAUAUGCUUGAGUCUCCAGAAUCUCUUCGUUCUAAAGUUGAUGAAGCUGUAGCCGUACUGCAAGCCCACCAAGCUAAAGAGGCUGCCCAGAAAGCAGUUAACAGUGCCACGGGUGUUCCAACUGUUUAAAAUUGAUCAGGGACCACGAAAAGAAACUCGUGCUUCACCGAAGAAAAAUACGUAAACAUCGAAAAACAAUAUUACGGAAAAAAAAAACAUUGCAAAAUAUAAAAUAAAUAAAAAAAGGAAAGGAAACUUUGGACCUUAUGUACCGAGCAAAUGCCAGGUCUAGCAAAAGUAAUGCUAGUCCUAGAUUACUUAUUGAUUUAAAAACA
Messenger RNA from Pipistrellus kuhlii (Kuhl's pipistrelle), 2661 nucleotides. It is a transcript of the gene PABPC1, whose product is annotated as poly(A) binding protein cytoplasmic 1. Bases 545 to 2455 code for a protein of 636 amino acids. The record is from RefSeq and is a predicted model, not a curated record. Gene Ontology annotation, molecular function: RNA binding. NCBI's taxonomy places the organism in Eukaryota, Metazoa, Chordata, Mammalia, Chiroptera, Vespertilionidae. Gene Ontology annotation, cellular component: ribonucleoprotein complex. The transcript is spliced from 15 exons.